This is a messenger RNA of Hydra vulgaris (swiftwater hydra), 2496 nucleotides long. Its product is annotated as immunoglobulin superfamily member 10. NCBI's taxonomy places the organism in Eukaryota, Metazoa, Cnidaria, Hydrozoa, Anthoathecata, Hydridae. Gene Ontology annotation, cellular component: neuronal cell body; plasma membrane; axon. Gene Ontology annotation, biological process: synapse organization; homophilic cell-cell adhesion. Gene Ontology annotation, molecular function: axon guidance receptor activity. The record is from RefSeq and is a predicted model, not a curated record.
UAGAAUACAAAAAAUAAUAACUUUGGAUCCAGUUGAGCUAUUUUAAAGAUCUUGGUGUCAUUUUGUUGAGUUUAAUUAGCUUGUUUCUGUGGUAUGAAUUACUCAUUCAUCCUAUCUGUUCCCUUUUCUACCGCGAGGUCACAUAUAAUUUAUCUCAGACAUGCCCAAUUAGGGUUUUCUACUGUUCCACCAGAUACAAUUAAUGCUUUUAACAAUUCAUAUGUACUUUUGGACUGGAAAAUAGCAUCUAGUGAUCUUGAAAAUCUUCAGUUUGCUAAUUUGAAAUGGAAAUAUUCAAAUAAUGAAAGAAUAGCAAGCUUGCAGCUGGAACCUGAUGGUGAUGUUGUUGUAGAUGUACCGAGUAAAUUUGCUGGAAGAAUUUUUUUCAAUGUAAUAAAUGGAUCUAAGUUCAAUAUAAAUUCAUCAGUUAUUACAUUUGGUCCCUUAAAUUUGAGUGAUGAGGGGCAAAUUAUAUGUGAAGUAACUUUGAACAGCAAAAAUCCUUAUACUGAUUCAACAAACUUAGUUAUAUUAGUGGAACCAAGAUUUAAUGAUAUCAAUCAGAAAACAACUGCUAUUGUAAAUGAAUUAGCUUAUAUUUCUUGUACUAUAACAAGUAAACCACAGGCAAAUGUUACAUGGUUUGUGAAUGACACCUUGAUAAAUUCUACUGACCGCUAUAUAACGAAGGCAACAACAAAAAAUAGUUUAAAUACAGAGUAUACGCUUUACAUAAAAAAUGCUUCAGUAUUUGAUGCAGGUUUAUAUAUGUGUUCUGCUUCAAUAGGAUAUACAAAGAGUAAUCAGUCAUUUGAGCUUAUCAUUAAUUAUCCUGCAUAUAUAACUUAUUUACCUCAGCAAUUUCAAGCUGCAACUGAUGAAACUGUUGAGCUUGUAUGCGAGGCUCGUGGAUCUCCUACUCCAGUUAUGAGUUGGUAUAAAAAUAAUUCACUUCUGAUUAGUAAUGAUUUGUACGAAAUCACUCAAAGUAUUCAGUACAAUAAAUAUGAUAGCGUCGCUGAAGUCAUUCUUUAUAUUAAUCCUGUCAAAAUUUCAGACUUUGAUACUUAUACAUGUCAAGUUCAAAAUAAUUUUUCUGGUUUUGUUAAUGGAUCCACUCAACUAGUGGCUAGACGGAAUUUAUCUUUUUUAACUCAACCUUCAGAAGUAAAAGUUUAUCUUGGUGACUCAAUAACUAUAAAUUGUACUGCGCAAGCUUAUCCAAAGCUCACAGUGAACUGGGUAAUUUUAAAUAACAAUCGUACAACAAUCUCUUCUCCAAAAGUCCUAGUCGAAACACAGGAUAAUGUUAUUGUAGAAAUAUUGUUGACAAUUAAUAACAGUACACUUGAUGACUAUGGUAAUUACACCUGUGUUGCUAAUAACAGUGAUGGAAAUAUAACAACAAAUACAACUCUAAAUGUUAUCUGGAAUUUAUCUUUUUUAACUCAGCCUUCUUCAGAAGAAAAUGUUUAUCUUGGUGGUUCAAUAACUUUAAAUUGCACUGUGCAAGGUUAUCCAAAGCCCUGGGUGAACUGGUUAACUUUAAAUAACAAUCGUACAACAAUCUCCUCUACAAAAGUCUUAGUUGAAACACAGGAUAAUAUUAUUGUAGAAAUAUUGUUGACAAUUAAUAACAUUACGUUUGAUGACAAUGGUACUUACACCUGUGUCGCUAGUAUCAGUAAUGUCAUUAAAACAACAAUUACAACUCUAAAUGUUAUAUCAAUCAAACCUCCUGUACCUUUUUCUCCAGCAAGUUUUCAAGCACCAAGUUCUUGGCAUAAAGAAUGGUAUAUUGUCAUCUGGGUGUUUAUUCCGAUUGUUUGUGUUCUCUUUUUUAUUCUUGCUGUGUUGUUGGCAAGAAGGCGAAGGAAUAAUAAAGCAGUGGUAGUCGUACCAGUAAACCGCAGUGUUCCAGAUCCUCCUGUUCGCAGUAUGGCUACCCAGCGUGAUAUAUAUUUACCAGAGGCCAAUCAGCUACCAGCAGUUAAUUUUGGUUAUACGCCAGAUGUUGAUGUUCAAGAAAUUGAAGUUGAGUUUAAUGAAGAUUCCAGUGUGUAUCUUGAAAGUGUAGAAUACAAUCCUGAUGCUGGAAACGCUUUUUAUAAUCAUUAUGAUCAGGCCGGUCCUGCGCCCAAAAAUAAAAACGAAGUACAAGGUGAACUGAAUGCAGGAUAUGCUGUUAUAGACGAUAAAGUGAAAUUAUUUGAUCACAAGAAAAAAUUUAAUUUAAUUUAAAGUGCUUUCUUUUAAUUUCGCUUUCAAUCUUGUAUUUAAUUUAAUUUUGCAUUCAAUCUUGCAUUCAAUUUUGCUAUGAAGUUUUGUUUAACUAAUAAGUUAAAGUUAAAUUUUAAUAAUUGGAUUUUUGAUUUGAUUUUUAUAGUUAUUUUUUUAGUUUUAAUAGAAGGAUAAUUUUUUUUAAAAAAACCACAGACUUUGUAUUACUUUCGUAGAUUGUUGCAGGAAAAAUGCUUCGUUGAUUGUUUUCUUAAA